Molecule: messenger RNA, 429 nt
Organism: Arabidopsis lyrata subsp. lyrata
Lineage: Eukaryota; Viridiplantae; Streptophyta; Magnoliopsida; Brassicales; Brassicaceae
Exons: 1
Coding region: 87-338 (83 amino acids)
Source: RefSeq, a predicted model, not a curated record
GAUAUCAUUAAACAAAUGUUGUGGGAAUAACAAGUUUUCACUGUCUUGUCAUUCUUCUCAUCUCCUAAGAGAAGGAAACUCAGGAGAUGAGAAGAAAAAUUUGGUGGUUGUUUAUGAAAAUCAAUAUAAUACACAUCAAAUCUUUGACACGACACCAACUUAAAGAAGAUGAAGAAGCUGCAUUGAUCUUCCCAAAAGAUCCUCCAUGGUUCAAGGCAUGGAUGGUUCCUGUGAUGAUGCUUUUCGUUUUCUUUGUCUUUUCUAUUGUAGGAAUUUGUCGACGUUGUCGAAAUUGUCGCCGUGGUGAAAAUUCUCCCAGCAUUCAUCCUAUUACCUAAUUAUUUAGAUUUUGUUUUCCUUUUUUUUUUCUUCUUUCUAUAAUGUAAAUCGUUAUUGGUGAAAUGUAAAUUUUACAGUUUCACCAUAUCA